Pterocles gutturalis (yellow-throated sandgrouse) is the source of this 188-nucleotide messenger RNA. Its product is annotated as complexin-1. The annotation marks the transcript as partial. NCBI's taxonomy places the organism in Eukaryota, Metazoa, Chordata, Aves, Pterocliformes, Pteroclidae. Gene Ontology annotation, biological process: synaptic vesicle exocytosis; neurotransmitter transport; regulation of neurotransmitter secretion. Gene Ontology annotation, molecular function: syntaxin binding. The transcript has a single exon. The record is from RefSeq and is a predicted model, not a curated record. Gene Ontology annotation, cellular component: terminal bouton; SNARE complex.
GGGCUACCAAAGACAUGGGGAAGAUGUUGGGCGGGGAUGAAGAGAAAGACCCAGAUGCUGCCAAGAAAGAAGAGGAACGACAGGAAGCUCUCAGGCAAGAAGAGGAAGAGAGGAAAGCCAAAUAUGCCAAGAUGGAGGCUGAAAGAGAAGUAAUGAGACAAGGGAUUCGAGACAAGGUAGGGGUCUAG